Molecule: messenger RNA, 512 nt
Organism: Oppiella nova
Lineage: Eukaryota; Metazoa; Arthropoda; Arachnida; Sarcoptiformes; Oppiidae
Source: the annotation of a GenBank genome assembly
CUUCAUUCAGAUCAUUGGUGUGUUGUGUAAGACAUUCAUAGAUUGCGAGCAAAAUGUUAUCGUUUCGGCAUUUGUCUCAAACCCUAAUGAAACCAAACUCUUUAAAUAAGUUGAGAUUUUUGACAAAUGAUUUGCAUCUAAACCACACAAUUGUCCGCUUAAGACAUUCCGCACGUAUGAACACAUGUGUGGUGUUUGUUCCCCAACAGGAGUCUUGGAUUAUCGAAAGGAUGGGAAAAUUCAACAAAAUAUUAGAUCCCGGGUUUAAUGUCCUCAUACCUAUUAUCGAUCAGAUUAGUUAUGUUCAGAGUCUCAAAGAGUUAGCCAUAGAUAUUCCUCAACAGUCGGCCGUAACGGCGGAUAACGUAACCCUUAACAUCGAUGGCGUGUUAUAUCUCCGAGUGGUGGACCCGUACGCCGCCUCCUAUGGCGUCGAAGACCCCGAGUUCGCGAUCACCCAAUUGGCUCAGACGACGAUGCGAUCGGAAAUCGGAAAAAUCACUUUGGAUUCA